Conger conger (European conger) is the source of this 3703-nucleotide messenger RNA. RefSeq names its product docking protein 4-like. Lineage: Eukaryota; Metazoa; Chordata; Actinopteri; Anguilliformes; Congridae. The record is from RefSeq and is a predicted model, not a curated record. Gene Ontology annotation, cellular component: cytoplasm. The transcript has 4 exons. Gene Ontology annotation, biological process: positive regulation of MAPK cascade; cell surface receptor protein tyrosine kinase signaling pathway. The coding region runs from base 126 to 521 and encodes 131 amino acids.
GUUCGCUCUUUCAAAUCCUGGUGCUGGAGUCGGUCCCUGAUAUCAACCUCCUGGACUACCUGCCAGAAAUCCUGGACGGACUCUUUCAGAUUUUGGGGAACAGCAGCAAGGAGAUCCGCAGAACGAUGUGUGACAGUGGGGAGGGGCUGUACACCUUCCAGACGCGGGAGGGAGAGCAGAUCUACCAGAGGGUCCACUCUGCCACACUCGCCAUCGCUGAGCAGCACAAGAGAGCCCUGCUGGAGCUGGAGAAGAAUAGCAGGUUGCUGUCGAAAGGCUCGGAGGCGGGUUCGUACCCCUGCACCCCCACGGCCAUCCUGCCCCGCAGUGCCUUCUGGCACCACAUCACGGGCACGCCCGCCGGACUGGACAGCGCCAACGGUGACCUGUUCGGCGGUUCGCAGACUGACCCUGAGUCAGACCUGCUGCCCACACGCCUGCCCACAGAACGCCACAGCACCGUUCCCCUCCGUCACAGCCGGCACCCCCCCGGACACUACCCCUCCUACCCCAGCCAGUGAGGGGCGCUGUGGGCCCUCUUCCUUACCACCUCGUAUCUCACCCUCUCCUCUUCACUGGAGCACAGGACUUCAUUUCACCUUCCUGCCCCUACCCACCCUACCACAACCCCACCCCACUCUACCCCAAAAGCACCACCCCCCCUUGGGCCAGUGAGGGGGUGGAAGGAUGCCAGGCAGUGGGGGGCAGGGUCUGAGGGAAUGCCCCCCCCCCCCCCCCUUCUCGAAAGACGGGAGGAGCCAGGCCAUGCAGCUGCCACAUCUCCCAGCAAGACUACAACUCCCAGCAAGCCCCAGGGAGGAGCAUACAGGAAGUCCUGAAGAUGGAGAGGUCUGGAGCUGGAGGCUGACCCGGCGUAGUCGCAUUGGCCACGUAGCCAGACGCUUUUGUUUAUUCGUGACCCUUAUCUGUGUGAAUCUCUCUUGUGCAUGCCCCGUCAGAGAGGAACGUCAUGGCAAACGUGUGUGUGUGUGUGUUUGUGUGGGGGAAAGGAGGAAGGUUCCCUUGCGAUGCCUCCUGUGGUUUGAUUACCCCCGGACUGGUUUUGCUUUGGUCGUCAUGGUCCCUUUAGGGUUGCCAGGCCGACCCGGACAGACUUCUCCACCUCCUCGUGUGAGCCGAGUCCCGUCGAGGGUCCGGAGACAGAGUCGCACCCCGCUGCAAGUCUUCAGCACACAAGAAAAACCUGUCGCUGGACAAACCACAGCCCACACGGUUCUGCAGCAUGAUUACAGUGUGGCUUGUAGCUCGCUUGAAUCCCUUCGACACACACAAAAGUCUGUAAGCUAAGAGGGUUCUGUCUCUCCAUUGAAAAUAAAUGCACAAUUACCCAUAAUCGCACAGGCAAGUCUCAGUGCUUGAGGAAGACAGAGCUUCAGUAGCCAUUCCCGGAAAAGAAGACGAAAGUCUGUCGUUUUCUUUCUCUUCCAUCCCUCUCUCAUUUUUUGUAGCUGACGGAGCAACUUGGACAAAUCUCUGUCCUCACCUCAAUUCUGAAUUCUGCUCUGGGCAAUCAGAAUGACCGGCACUGAGUUUGUACAGCAUUUGCAGAGAGGAGAGCAGCCAUUGGUCGGACCACAGGCAUGACUUUCCAGAGAUUUUUACGUCUUGUUUUUCAUUCAUCCAAUCAGAGGUCUUCUUCAUUUAGUAAUGGCAAAGUUCACUGGUGGGAGAGGUGGGUGUGGUUUCUUGAGUCUGCCUCUUUUUUUGGGAAUGUUGAAUCCUCUUCCCCGCUGUUUGUGAAAGAUCUGGGAAAGAAACCAGGCCAGGACCGGAAGAGACAGAUGAGAACGAGUGAAACUUCAGAUGUCUUAAUUUAUCCUUUACAAAAUAACCCACAUCUGAAUAAAACAUCAUGUAUCUUAGGACUUUGUGUUCCUAAAUGUUCAUACGUUUCCUUUCCUAAAACUAAUGUGAUGGUGGUGAUGAUGAUGAAGAUGAUAAUGAUUAUAAUAACUGUUAUUUGUGGGUGUUUAUUUCUUAUUUUGCUCCAUGAUGUUUUUGUUCUGACAGUAAUCUCGGUUACAGACCCGCGUGGUCUUGAAGUAACUUUUGCACUUAGAGUGAUGACUUCAAACAAUCUGUUUUAGACAACUCAGGAGAAAAUAGUUCUUCUAUCUGAGAGGUUGUUUUCUGAGUGUGAGCGAUAGGCACGGAGCAAGCUGUGGUCGGCGGAAUUCCCCAAGGUCGCGAGGUAGGGCAAUGAAACCUUCCCCUUCAUUUCUGUCCCGCCUGUCGAGCACAACCUCUAGGACGACCUUCACACCAAAUAAUUUCUUUAGGGCUAGGGAAGGUGUUCCACUCUGGCAGAGAGUGAUCUUACCCGCCCAGGACCGCAACCGCUGGUCAUGAACAUCACGUCCCAUAAUGCACUGCCCACAUCUUUUCCGCUCGUUAACCCUAGCUUGCCUUCACCAAACUGGAAUUCAUUUUCUGUAUCGGAAGUUUAUAUAUUGUGCUUUAGUAUUGUAUAGGGUGAUAGGUUGUGGGAGGGUAUUACUGACUGGCUAGUGAGGGAUAUUACUGAAUGACUAUUGUGAUGGUAUUGUGACUAUUGGGAGGAUAUUACUGAACACCCUCCCAAUGGGGGGUAUCACUGAAUGACUAUUGGGAGGGUAUUACUGAAUGACUAUUGGAAGGGUGUUACUGAAUGACUAUUGGAAGCAGUCUGGAUGAGGUGCGGAAUAUAAGCUCUUCAAACGAAAGCUAGACGAACAGUGGUUUUGCCAAUAAAGUUGACAUUCCCGAAUUACUUGCACCCUGCAUAAGACUGAAUGACUGGUAAAGGUAUUACUGAAUGACUAUUGAGAAGGGUGUUACUGAAUGACUAUUGGAAGGGUGUUACUGAAUUACUGGUAGGGGUAUUACUAAAUGACUAUUGAGAGGUUAUUAUUGAAUGACUAGUGGGAGGGUAUUACUGAAUGACUAGUGGGAGGGUGUUACUGAAUGACUAGUGGGAAGGUGUUACUGAAUGACUGGUAGGGGUAUUACUGAAUGGUUACUGGGAGGGUAUUACUGAAUGACUAGUGGGAAGUUAUUUCUGAUUGAUGGACAGGGCUGAUCUCUUUAAACUCAGCUCUCACUUCCUCAUUCCCACUGUAUUGUUUCUCAUCACUCUCACAUCCUUUUUUGAGGGACAGAUCCUGCUGACAUAUUAACGUUUUAUGUGAUUGCACAUAGAGUAAAAGGGAUGAAGGGACCGUUUUGGGCACAUAAGUCCAUGAGCACAUGCGGGGUUACAUUGCUAAAGUGGGACUGUUGGUUUGUCCUGGAUUACUGCAGCUGUGGAUAGGUUUGGCUUGUGUUCAGCAAGGUCUGCUAGAGUGGAACACCUUUAUGUCUAAGGCUAGUUAUACAAUGCUGGAAUCUAAUAAAGACCACACGUGUAUGUAUAAUUUAUUCCAUGUUAACUUUAAGAAGGGCUAAGCUUUUGUUGAACAUAUCUCUUCCUUUAGUGUCAUGUACAGCUAUAUAAUCUGUUAUAUUGUUAUAUUGUUGGUGCCCAUCGGGCCCAAAUUUAUUUCACACGGUGUGUUUGUGAGAGAGAGAGACUUUUGGGAAGGGAAGAUUAGAUUUCUGUCCUUUAUGUAUGCCAUGAAAAGCUGCACACGUUGUGUAAUGGUGGGGAAACGAUGCCAGAUGUUAUAUUGUUUAUCCAGAAGUGUCUGUUGCUGAGCGUGUGAAG